AUGGGUGACGUCAGAAGCGGAUAUACAAACGGUUAUGCCAAUGGUGAGAGUAAUCAUCGCGUCAACGGCCAUGUGGCAAGUAACGGACUCGGGCAUCCUGAUGGCGUGGCCUCAACCCCCGAGCCCAUCGCAGUUGUGGGCAUGUCCAUGAGACUUCCCGGGGGGAUUCAUACGGAAGAGGCACUAUGGGACUUACUUGUCAACAAGAAGACAACCAGAGGUCCUAUCCCGCAAUCGAGAUACAACUGCGAGGGCUUCUACACAGAAAGCGGCAAACCCGGAACCAUUGGCGUUCGUCAUGGCCACUUUCUCGAAGAUCGCGACGGCAUCGAUGUACUAGAUACAUCAUUCUUCAACGUCAGCAAAGCCGAGGUUGACAAGUUGGAUCCGCAGCAGCGUAUGCUCCUAGAGGUUGUCUGGGAGUGUGUGGAAAAUGCGGGUCAACGCAGCUGGCGGGGAAGCAACACCGGAGUCUUUGUCGGUGCUUGGGGCUAUGACUGGAUUGACAUUCUUGCGAAAGACCCACAGCAAGUUGGUGGUGUGGUCAACACACUAGGCUCGCAUGACUAUGCCAUUGCGAACCGAGUGUCGUACGAGUACGACUUGCAGGGGCCCAGCAUGACCAUCAAAACUGCGUGUUCAUCUUCGUUGAUAUGCGUACACCAGGCAGUUCAAGCCCUCCGCAAUGAGGAGUGCGACGCGGCCAUUGUGGCCGGAACGAACUUGAUUAUGACGCCAACCACGACAAUUGAACAAACCGAGUCUGGUGUUCUGUCCCCUACAGGAGAGUGCCGCACCUUCGAUGCUACUGCAAAUGGAUAUGCGCGAGGUGAAGCCAUCAACGCUCUCCUGCUGAAGAAGCUCAGCAAGGCGAAGGAUGACAAGGAUGUUAUACGAGCUGUGAUACGCUCUACCGCUGUCAAUUGUGACGGGCGAAGCGCUGGUCUUACGACCCCCAAUCCCAAGGCACAUGUUCGUUUGAUAAAACGAGCUUAUGAAGCCGGUCGACUAAAAGACCCUUCAGAAACGCCAUUUGUGGAAGUCCAUGGGACUGGGACGACGACUGGAGAUCCACUUGAGCUCGAGGCCAUUGCCGAAGUCUUUGGUGACCGACGGGAUACCUAUAUCGGUGGGGUUAAAGCCAACGUUGGCCACAGUGAGAGUGCUUCUGGGAUUACCAGUGUCAUAAAAGCCGUUCUAGCGCUCGAAAAGCGCACCAUUCCACCACAAGCCAAUUUCUCGACACCGAACCCGAAAAUACCAUUUGCAGAAGCUCGAUUAGUCGUACCUUUGGAGCCAACUCCCUGGCCGGAGGGUCGGCCAGAGAGAGUCAGCGUCAACUCUUUCGGUAUCACCGGUGCCAAUGCCCACGCCGUCAUCGAAUCUGCUUCCUCUUACGAUGAUGUCACAGAGGGCCUUGCCAACAACCGAGGACGUGAAUCCAAAACUUCGGAACUCCUCUUGAUAUCAGCAACCAAUGGCCGCUCUUUGAAGGAACGUUGUUCGCAAAUACAGGAUUAUAUUGGACAACACCCCCAGCAGAUAUCAGAUCUUGCCUACACCCUGUCUUGUCGUCGCGACCAUCUCUCUCAUCGAGCCUAUUGUAUCACAAAUGGUCAAGAUUCUGUCGAAUUUGUUACUGCAGAUCGAUCGAAGCAAAUUCCCAAGUUGACGUUUGUCUUCACAGGCCAAGGAGCCCAAUGGCCAUCAAUGGGCAAGGAACUGAUUGAGAGGUUCCCAUCUUUUCGGGAAGACAUUAUUCGACUGGGAAAUGCACUGACCAAGUUGCAAUAUCCACCAUCGUGGAGCUUGUUAGACGAGCUCUUACAAGAGGAUGUCAAGAGCCGGGUCAGCAAAGCUGAAUUCUCGCAACCCUUAUGCACAGCAAUUCAAAUUGCUCUAGUCAAUCUUCUAAGGUCGCUCGACAUUGUACCCUCAGCUGUUGUCGGUCAUUCCAGUGGAGAAAUCGGCGCGGCGUACGCGGCUGGCGGCAUCACUGCUGCAGAAGCGAUAUCAAUUGCCUACUACAGAGGCUUAGUAACCACAAUAUCAACCCGGAGAGGAGCAAUGGGUGCAAUUGGCCUUAACCAGGCUGAAGCAAGGCUAUACCUUGAAAAUGGUGUGGUGAUAGCUUGCGAGAAUAGCCCCCAGAGUGUUACGCUCUCCGGUGACGAGGAGGUCCUUGAUCGUAUCAUCGAGCGUAUUAAGCUUGAUGAUGCCGAGGUUUUUACGCGUCGUCUCAAAACCGACGGGAAGGCAUACCAUUCGCACCAUAUGGCUGAGAUUGGGACCGUGUAUGAGGAAUAUUUAGGGCCUGUUGUUAAGGAACGAUCUCCGGCGAUAAGGUUCUUCUCUACAGUCACCGGGAAACUUGCGGAAGAUACCACCCUUGGCCCGCAGUACUGGAGACGAAACCUCGAGUCUCCCGUCCGAUUCUCCCCUGCGGUUAAAUCCAUUAUCGAGAAUGGGACUUCAGAUCAGCUGUUCUUAGAAGUUGGCCCUCAUUCGGCGCUCGCCGGGCCCUUGAGACAGAUCUUUAAAGCGUCUCCCUCGAAAGCCCGUUUAAUCUACUGUUCAUCGCUGGUCCGUGGCAAGGAUGCCAGGGAAUGCAUCCUGGAUAUGUGUGGCCAAUUAUACCUCCAAGCAGUGCCAUUGACCUUUCAGAUACUCACAACUGGAUCUAAUUUACUCACGGACCUUCCAACUUACCCCUGGAAUCAUGAUACAUCCUACUGGAGUGAGAACAGGGCAGUGAAAGAUUGGAGGCUGCGAAAGUUCCCUCGACAUGAGCUGCUUGGCUCGCGAGUACUAGAGGGUAACGACGUCGAACCGGUAUGGCGUAACAUGUUGCGCCUCAAAGAUACCAUCUGGCUUGCCGGUCACAAGGUAUACGGCGACGUUGUGUUCCCUUUCGCCGGGUAUAUUGCUAUGGCAGGAGAAGGAGUUCGCCAACUCACGGGGAUUGAGGGUUUCAUAAUCCGCAAUCUUAACGUCAAAACAGCAAUGGUUGUGCAAGAUAAUCCCGUCGAGGUCAUGACAAGCCUGAGGCGAUCAAAGAACUCACACGAAUCUGAAAAUGGCUGGUACGAAUUCGCAAUAGUCUCACACAAUGGUAGCACAUGGGCGGAGCACUGCGAUGGAGAUAUCAGGCCUGGAGCCGAACCGCCAACAUAUUCACAGAUACCACCAAGCGAAGCCCUUCCCAGGAAAAUUCAUUCACCCUACGACUUAUUUCAAUCGGUAGGGCUACAUUACAAUGGCUCAUUCCGAGGUCUAGAGGAUGUGUCAGCAAUGCCGGGCCAAAAAAUGGCGGUAGGGACGCUGAAGGCUCAGACCAUUACAGAUUCAGCCUAUGCCCUACAUCCGGCAACAAUGGAUCAAUGCCUCCAGUUGUUAGGCAUGGGGUCGAGCGAAGGCCUGUCAAGACACCUGCAGCGCAUUCCUCUACCGACGUUCGUGGAAAAAAUUUCGAUACAGCCUCACAAGUCACCAGACCGCCUCCGGGCAAAGGCAGUUGCAACCCAUAUAAGUGCCCAGGGAGAUAUCGAGGGCGAGAUGAUUGCUAUGGAAGGAUCAACUCCCGUCCUUGUGGUGGAAGGCUGUCGCCUUUCUGCAUUCGAGGAGAAACUGGUCACUGUCCUAGAUGAUCCAAUAGCGGCAGCCCGUGCCAGCUGGCGACCGCAUAUUGAUUUUGUCCCAUUGGAAACCCUGAUGUUGUCGCACGAAAAGGAUGCGAACGAUGUUAGAAUCAUAGAGGAAUAUGGGCUCCUCUGUUCCGCAGAAAUCCUGGAGAGGAUCAAAGACACCCAAGACUCUCACUGGCAUUUCACAAAGUUUCGCAAGUGGAUGGACGGUGUUGUUACAGGGGGACGCUUAGGUCAAAAUAAGAUUGUGUCCAACAGCAAGGAGCUUCUGGAGCUGAGCUCCCAACACCGUUUAGAGCUGAUUCACCUCUUACAGGAGAAACUGAAGGCGUCACCAUUUGUUCACGUCGCAGAGCUUACGACCCGCCUUCUUGACAAUUGCGUCGGAAUAUUCGACGGCACGACUGAGGUGCUCGAAGUUUACCUUAAAGAUGACACCCUCACGAAGCUAUAUGCUCUCACUGGAGCUAGGAUUGACGCGUCAGAGUUUUUCGUCAGCGCCGGCCAUAGCAACCCAACAUUGAGGGUUCUAGAGAUUGGCGCCGGAACCGGCGGGACCACAUUGAUCGCUUUGAAAGCCCUUACGUCAAUCAACAACGAACCAAUGUACUCAAGCUAUACGUUCACCGAUAUAUCUUCUGGAUUCUUUGCGGCCGCAAGGGACAGAUUCAGUGAAUUUCCAGGUCUUGAGUUCAAAACCCUGGAUAUCAGUAGAGAUCCAGGCGGACAGGGCUUCGAACUUGGGACCUACGAUCUCAUCGUCGCUUCGAACGUUAUCCACGCCACAGAGUUCAUCAACGUCACGCUUAAGAAUGUUCACAAACUGCUAAGUCCCCGCGGAAGAUUUUUCCUUCAGGAGGUUAUCCCUAGCUCCGUGAAGAUGAAGAAUCUCAUCAUGGGUCCUUUACCGGGAUGGUGGCUUGGCGAAGCUGAUGGACGUGUCAACGAGCCAAUCAUCUCUGUUGAGCGAUGGUCCAGCGAACUUCGAGCUGCCGGUUUCUGUGGUAUUGAAUGUACAGUGCUAGAUGAUCCGAAGCACGAGGCGGCUUUCGGCGCCAAUAUGAUCGCGAAGCCUAUUGUUAGCGCGCAAGAGUACAAAUCGGUCACGAUUCUAAUCAGGCCGGACCAGGCCGAGACGGAUAUCGUGAAGCUGAUGCGACAAGUUUUCGAAGGACAAGAGUAUUUCGUGGAUAUCUGCAUUCUCGGAGGUUUGAUACCGCCGUCUCAGGACAUCAUGUCAUUGGUUGAAAUUGAUAAACCAUUCUUUGAGCAGCUUACUGCCGAAGGUCUCUCAGCCUUCCAGCAGGUCGUUGCUGGGCUCACCUCGGCUCGAAUGCUCUGGGUUAUGGGAUCUGCACAGAUUGAGCCAAGCGACGCUCUCUUUGGCAUUACGCUUGGCUUAAUCCGUUGUAUACGAGCAGAAAUGUCAGUUCCCCUUGCAACGCUGGAGAUUGACAAAUUCGACCCUUCAUUGAGCGAGACUAUCCUGAAGGUUUUCGAGAAGUUCUUAGAUACAAGCCAUGCUGCGACGAAUACAGACCACGAAUACGUCAUCGACGACAACUUUGUGAAAGUUGGUCGAUAUCACUGGACUAAUGUGCCAAAGGAGCUUGAGGCAUCGCAGGACACUGAUGAUCUUCCUCUCAAGCUAGAAGUUGAAGUUACACGAGUUUCCAAGCUCUUGAAGUGGGUCCCACAACCCAUUAUCAAAAUUCGGCCUGAGGAGGUCGUUGUUCGCCCUAUUUAUGUCGGAAUGAAUCCUCAGGAUUUCUCUACUCUGGAAGAGGGCAGGGUUCGCGAUUACUAUGGAGAAAUAGUCGAAGUUGGCAGCAACGCAGGGCUGCUCAACGUUGGCGAUCGCGUCAUAGCUUUGGGCUCCCGUGAAGUUCAUACAAGUUUGAAAUUCCUGGCCACCAAUGUUAUCAAAAUCCCUGAUGGCUUAGACCCGGAAAAUGCAGCGUCGAUGACACUGGGCUACGCUACUGCCCUUCAUUGCCUCCGGGACCUAGCACGGGUCCAGAAAGACCAAACGGUCCUGAUCGCAAAUGCGGACUCAGAUGUUGGCUUAGCAGCCAUUCGCGUUUGUUACAUGAUAGGAGCCCAGCCGUAUUGCUCCGUUCACAGCGAGGAACGAGCAAGGUUUCUCGUCAAUGAGGCUGGUAUUUCUGAUGCUAGGAGCGUUACAACUCAUAGCAGCUUAUCUCUUCAUGACCUUGCAAGCAAGAGUGGAAAGGCGGGCUUUGAUGUAGUAGUGAAUGUGCUAUCCGAAAGCCUCAGAGAAUCGUGCAAGUAUGUCGCACCUCGAGGAAAGAUAAUCAGCCUCGGCGGUCCCGUUCUCGAAAACUUGGAUAUGAGUCUGUUCGCUACCAGCAGAACCUUUUUGAGCGUCGACAUGGGAGAAAUGGAUGAUCUCUAUCCUGAACUUCUGAAAGAAAUAGUCUCACUGUAUCAACAGAAAUUGAUCGAACCAAUCAGACCAACUCGAUUAGUCGAGAUAGAAGAGCUUGAGGGUGCUCUUCGCUCUUCCAGCAAGCCGGAUUUAACAGGGAAGUUGUUACUAAAAUUGCCCAUAGAUCGCGGCUCCCUUCCCAUCCAGGCUACACAGCCAGUCCUCAAAUUCCGUAGCGACGUUUCCUACCUGAUAGCUGGCGGCCUUGGUGGCCUGGGGCGUGCCAUCUCAAAUUACAUGGCAGAACACGGCGCUCGACAUUUCAUCUAUCUCUCUCGCUCCGCUGGGAGUACCUCGAAAUACGAAUCCUUCUUCCGCGAGCUUGAAGCACAAGGCUGUACCUUCCAAGCUCUCACUUGCGACAUCACAUCCCUUGACUCCGUCCGCGACGCAAUCCAGCAAGUUAAGUUUCCCAUCGCUGGCGUCCUCCAGAUGGCCAUGGUAAUCCAGGACCGCCCCUUCCUCUCCAUGUCCCAUGACGAUUGGACGACAGCCAUCAAACCAAAAGUGGACGGCACUUGGAAUCUGCAUUCAGCUCUUCUUGAUGCAAAGACAGAGUUAGACUUCUUUGUCAUGUUUGGUUCCAACUCAGGCGCCUUUGGGAUGCCAGGUCAGGGGAAUUACGCCGCAGGCAACAGUUUCCAGGAUGCAUUUGUUCAGUAUCGACACUCUCUGGGUCUUCCGGCCUCCGUCCUGGACAUCGGUGUUGUUUCUGAAGUCGGAUACGUGAGCCAGAACAAGGAUAUGUUGGACUACUUCCGUACAGCGGGAUUUCCGAUCCUGACCGAGGGCCAGGUUUCUGAGGCUCUUCAUCUGUCAAUUUUACAGCAGUAUCCUCCAUCCGAAGAGAAGGAGGAGGUAGCCGCCCGAGCCACCAAUCCAGGAUUUACCUCCAGGAGCCAACUCACCUUAGGCGUCAGAGCGACCAAGCCAAUGACGGACGCGACAAAUAGAGUGUUGUUUAAGCGGGAUCGAAAAGCAGAUAUCUAUCGGAAUAUCCAGGCUGCAAGUAUGAAUAGCCCAACUACGGGGUCCUCCAGGUUGAGCAGUGGGGAUAAAAUUGCAGGCCUUACGGCGUCCUUACGCGAGGCUGCAGAUCCAGUUUCGGUUCUUAGCACCCCGGAGACUCUGAAGUUGUUACGGCGCGAGAUUGGUGUCUUCAUCUACGAGUCCAUGCUCCAGUCUGUUGAAGAAGAGGAUAUGGAGUUUGAACGAAGCUUGAUGUCGCUAGGUGUCGACAGCCUGGUCACGGUCGAAGUCCGAAGUUGGUUGAAGCGGAAGUUGGAGGUGGAAGUCAGCACUCUCGAAAUGCUGAAUGGCGGGACGAUUGAGAAUCUAGGGGAGUUGGUUUUGGAGAGGAUGAAGAUGAGAUUUACGGAGAAAUCCAAGGGGUAA
Rhinocladiella mackenziei CBS 650.93 is the source of this 7488-nucleotide messenger RNA. RefSeq lists its product as uncharacterized. NCBI's taxonomy places the organism in Eukaryota, Fungi, Ascomycota, Eurotiomycetes, Chaetothyriales, Herpotrichiellaceae. Gene Ontology annotation, molecular function: oxidoreductase activity; phosphopantetheine binding; 3-oxoacyl-[acyl-carrier-protein] synthase activity. The record is from RefSeq and is a predicted model, not a curated record. Gene Ontology annotation, biological process: fatty acid biosynthetic process; secondary metabolite biosynthetic process. The transcript is spliced from 5 exons. The coding region runs from base 1 to 7488 and encodes 2495 amino acids.